Maudiozyma saulgeensis is the source of this 2049-nucleotide messenger RNA. The record is from the annotation of a GenBank genome assembly. Lineage: Eukaryota; Fungi; Ascomycota; Saccharomycetes; Saccharomycetales; Saccharomycetaceae.
AUGGCUAGAAGAAAAGGUGGUAAGAAAGGUAACAAGAAGACAUUCGGUGCCCGUGAUGACACAAGAGCUCGUGUAGGUUGGAAUGAUCUGGUCAGAGAAAAUGAAAAAUGGGAAAAAUAUUAUAAGAGUUUAGGUUUAAUUAAGGAAGAUGAAUGGGACAGUUUCAAGAAAACUUGUCAAUCUCCAUUACCACUUACAUUCAGAAUUACGGGUUCGAGAAAACAUUCUAGUGAAGUUUUAAAUUUGUUUAAGGAGAAACAUUUACCAAAUUUGACUGAUGUAACUUUCGAAGGUGAAAAGAUUAAAGCCCCAAUGGAAUUGAAAUGGUAUCCAAACGAUUAUGCCUGGCAAUUAGAUGUUCCAAAGACAGUCAUCAGAAAGAAUGAACAAUUUGCAAAGACUCAAAGAUUUUUGGUCCUAGAAAAUGCUGUUGGUAAUAUUUCUAGACAAGAAGCUGUUUCAAUGAUUCCACCAAUUGUUUUAGAAGUUGAACCACAACAUACUGUUCUAGAUAUGUGUGCAGCACCAGGUUCUAAGACUGCUCAAUUAAUUGAAGCUUUACAUAAAGAUACAGAUGAACCAAGUGGGUUUGUUGUAGCUAAUGAUGCUGAUGCAAGAAGAUCCCAUAUGUUAGUUCAUCAGUUGAAAAGAUUAAACAGUGCCAAUUUAUUAGUAGUCAAUCAUGACGCUCAAUUUUUUCCAAGAAUCAGAACUAACGAAGAUACCAAAGAUUUCUUAAAAUUCGAUAGAAUUUUAUGUGAUGUUCCAUGUUCCGGUGAUGGUACAAUGAGAAAGAAUGUUAAUGUUUGGAAAGAUUGGAACACUCAAGGUGCUUUGGGUCUACAUACUGUGCAAUAUAACAUUCUAAACAGAGGUUUACACUUGUUGAAGAACGGGGGUAGAUUAGUCUAUUCUACAUGUUCUUUGAAUCCAAUUGAAAAUGAAGCUGUUGUUGCAGCUGCCUUGAGGAAAUGGGGUGAUAAAAUCAGAUUGGUAAACUGUGAUGACAAAUUACCAGGUUUGAUCAGAGAUCAUGGUGUCUCAAAAUGGCCUGUAUUCGAUAGAAACAUGGAAGUCAGGAGUAAAACUGAUGAAGGUAUGUUAGAAAGUUGGUUUGAACCUUCCACUGAGGAAACUGAAAAAUUCGGUUUGAACAACUGUAUGCGUGUCUACCCUCACAAACAAAACACUGGUGGUUUCUUCAUUACUGUAUUUGAAAAAGUGGAUGAUGACCAAGCUACCUCUUCUACAUCUUCAAACAAAAGAUCUGCUACACCAUCUGCUACCAGUUCAGAACCUGCUGCAAAGAUGUUGAAAAAUAACGAUGCUGAAGCUCAAAAGAAGGAAAGAUUACCUCGUGAUGCUAAUGAAGAACCAUUUAUUUUUGUAGAUCCUGAACAUAAAUCGUUAAAGACUUGUUGGUCCUUUUAUGGUAUUGAUGACAAGUUUGAAAAGAACACUUGUCUAGUUAGAAAUGGUACUGGUGAACCAACUAGAGUUGUUUAUACUGUUGCUCCAUCCUUGAGAGAUAUCAUCCGUUCUAACGAUGACAGAUUAAAGAUGAUUUAUUCUGGUGUUAAAUUAUUUGUCUCCCAAAGAAGUGAUAUUGAAUGUUCUUGGAGAAUCCAAAGUGAAUCUUUACCAAUCAUGAAGCACCAUAUGACUUCAAACAGAAUUAUCAAGGGUAAUCCUGAAAUGCUGAAAUUGUUGUUGAAAGAAGCAUUCCCAACAUAUGACGACUUAGAGAGAGAACCUCUUGAUCCAGAAUUCGUUAAGGAAAUGCGUGCUAUAAGUUCAGGGUGUGCAUUCAUCGAUGUUCAACGGAAUGAUGAUAACAAGGAAAACUUGUUUUUACCUGUUUGGAAGGGUACUAAAUGUAUCAAUUUAAUGGUUUCUAAAGAAGAUACUCAUGAACUAUUAUAUAGAGUGUUUGGUGUUGAAACUAGUGCGAAAGAUAACAAGCAAGCACAAAAACAAGCAGAACAUCAACAAGCUAAAGCUGAGGAAACUCCAGUUGCUGCUGCAACCGUUGAUGAAGAAUCCAAAUAA